Messenger RNA from Trichoplax adhaerens, 906 nucleotides. RefSeq lists its product as uncharacterized. Bases 1 to 906 code for a protein of 301 amino acids. Gene Ontology annotation, biological process: tRNA modification. The transcript has 3 exons. Lineage: Eukaryota; Metazoa; Placozoa; Uniplacotomia; Trichoplacea; Trichoplacidae. The record is from RefSeq and is a predicted model, not a curated record. Gene Ontology annotation, molecular function: magnesium ion binding; tRNA guanylyltransferase activity.
AUGCAUCGAAUGAUAAGUCGAAGUUAUCGAAAAUGGCCUCUGAAAGAAAUCGGAAAUCGUAUGAAAGAUUAUGAACGACAGAUGGAAUGGCAAGUACAGGCCAACCAAUAUUACAUCAUUCGUUUAGAUGGUCAUGCUUUUACUAAAUAUUGCCAAGGCUUAACUAAACCGUUUGAUCAUCGCAUCUAUCUGGCGUUGUUGCAUACAGCUGCCGACCUCCUAAACAAAUUUGGCUCGAGAUCGGCAUUCUGCUUCAGUGAUGAAAUUUCCUUGGUGUUUGCACCGACUGAACCAUCCCAACGCUCCGAUAGAGAAGGAGGCGAAGAAGGAAUUAUACACUAUCAAGGUCGUACGAUGAAAUUGUGCUCUUUAACUGCUGGUAUGGCCUCUUCCCGUUUUAACUAUUAUAUGAAUAUGCAGCAAUUCAAUGACACGAUGGGUGCCCUGACAUUAGCUAGGAUUCAAAGUCACCCAGCAAUCUUUGAUUCGCGCCUGUUUUGCUUACCAAAUGCUGAUGAAGUUGUCAAAAACAUUUAUUGGAGAGCUCAUGAUUGCUUAAGAAAUUCUAAAAUCUCAUUUGCUCAACAUCAUGUAUCAAGACAGUCAUUACACCGUGUCAAAGCAUCUGAGGCUAUUAAAUUAGUCAAAGACAAGAAAGGCAUCAACUACUCGCUUGAUACUCCGGAUUGGUUUCGGUAUGGCACUUUAAUCAAGAAAAUUUUGGUUGAUCAUGAAGGUAUAAACGGAAAAACUGGAGAACCUGUCAAAGUAAAACGCUCGAGAAUAGCAUACGGUAGCAUUAACUUUACGUCAAAUCUCGCUAGUAAUAUAGAAGAGAUAUUACUAGCUAAGCAUGCACCUACCGAGACCAAAUUACAAUUGCUAAAGCCGACAUUAAGUCCGUGA